Messenger RNA from Thermothelomyces thermophilus ATCC 42464, 955 nucleotides. RefSeq lists its product as uncharacterized. Bases 117 to 608 code for a protein of 163 amino acids. The record is from RefSeq and is a predicted model, not a curated record. Lineage: Eukaryota; Fungi; Ascomycota; Sordariomycetes; Sordariales; Chaetomiaceae. The transcript has 3 exons. Gene Ontology annotation, cellular component: intracellular membrane-bounded organelle. Gene Ontology annotation, biological process: vesicle-mediated transport.
CUCAACUUCCGAUUAUCAACGGCAUCAUCGUUCAACCUUUCGGGGCAUAUCUCGUGCUGAAAUCCCGCAUUAAGACCCGUUUGCACAGCUUUUGAACGGUCCAACGCAAACCGAUCAUGGCGCCUUUUCCCGAGAAGGUCGCCGAACUUGCAAAGCGCGCUGACGGAUGCGGACCUGGCCGCUACCGUGACUUCGAUGGCGAUUGCCACUACUAUUCCACAUGGUACCACUGGGGCCGCUGGGUUUUCGCCGGCCUGGCUAUUCUCCUCAUCCUCAUCAUCUUUGCCGCUCUUCUCCGUAACUCGCGCCGGCGCAGGAGACUAGGUCGACAACCAUUGUACGGAACCGGGUGGAUGGCUCCGGCACCACCUCCGUACUACCCUCCGCCGCCGCAGUACUCGCCCCAUGAUCAGGGGGUCCCUCCCCCGCCGGGCGGCUACAAGUAUGGUGAGGGUGGUGGCUACUACGGCGGCAACCAGCCAAACAACGGGUAUUACGGGGGCAACCAGGAGGGCAUUCAGCUGCAACCGCCGCAGAACGCCUACCAUCGCGCUACCGACAACGACUACGCGCCUCCUCCGGGCCCUCCGCCGAAACCCGCUAACUAGCUGGCAUCACGUUUGGGACACGAGUCACUGAAAAGGUGGAGGAGAUAUUCGCUUAUUCACACCAAAGCUUCGCAGGGAUAACAAAGGGUGGCCGGCGUUAAGGGUUUGUCAUGUUCUGGAGGCCGAUAAGUCAGGUUUUAAUGAUGGUUGGGGUUUCGUUCUGCGUGUACAGUUUCGCAAUCUCAUGACGGUCUUUACCUCUAUUUGAGUUAACUCCAUUGAAGAGAUCCCUGGGUUUCUGCUGAUCAGUGAGCGGUAGCGUGAUGCUUCUGCUGUGUGGCACCAGAGUCUCACGUGGUGUUGCCAACGAAUUGAUUCAUGGAAAGAUGGCGUUUGCAUCCGAUUCU